GCCGGCCCACUGGCCAUGGAUUCCCCCGGGCUGCCGCAGCGCCCCACCGAGGAGCUUCCUUGGCCUGCUAGCUUUGUGCGCGCGCCCCUGGGGCUGCUGCGCCUGGACCCCACGGGCGGGUCACUGCUGCUGCUCGGCCUGGCCGCGCUGCUCGGCUGGAGCUGGCUGCGGCGGCACCGCGCGCAGGGCUCCCCGCCGGGGCCCACGCCUUGGCCGCUGGUGGGCAACUUGGGCUAUGUGCUGCUACCACCUUUCCUCCAGCGGUGGAGCUGGCUGUAUCGCCACUCCAAGGCCGCUGGGAUGAAGCCCACAGCCCUGUGCCCGCAGGUGCUCCUAGCCCAUCUGGCUCGCCAGUAUGGCAACAUCUUCAGCUUCUUCAUCGGCCACUACCAGGUGGUGGUCCUCAACGACUUCCACAGCGUGCGCGAGGCGCUGGUGCAGCAGGCUGAGGUCUUCAGCGACCGCCCUCGGGUGCCGCUCAUCUCCAUCAUAACCAAGGAGAAGGGGAUUGUAUUUGCACCUUAUGGUCCAGUCUGGAAACAACAGAGGAAGUUCUCUCAUUCAACUCUUCGUCAUUUUGGCUUGGGAAAGCUGAGCUUGGAACCCAAGAUUAUUGAAGAGUUCAAAUAUGUGAAAGAGGAAAUGCAGAAGCAUGGAGAAAACCCCUUUAGCCCUUUCCCCAUUGUCCACAAUGCCAUCUCCAACAUCAUUUGCUCCAUGUGUUUUUCCCAGCGUUUUGACUACACCAACAGUGAGUUUAAGAAGAUGCUUCAUUUUAUGUCACGAGGGUUAGAAAUCUGUCUGAACAACCAAGUUCUCCUAAUAAACAUAUGCUCUUGGCUUUAUUACCUUCCCUUUGGACCAUUUAAGGAAUUAAGGCAAAUUGAAAAAGAUAUGACCAUUUUUCUUAAAAAAAUCAUCAAAGAGCAUCGAGAGUCUCUGGAUGUAGAGAACCCUCAGGACUUCAUAGACAUGUACCUUCUCCACAUGGAAGAAGAAAAGAAAAUCAAUAGUAACAGUAGUUUUAAUGAAGAUUACUUGCUUUAUACUAUUGGGGAUCUCUUCAUUGCUGGGACUGAUACCACAACUAACUCUAUACUUUGGUGCCUUCUGUAUAUGUCAUUGCACCCUGAUGUUCAAGAAAAGGUUCAUGAAGAAAUAAAAAAAGUCAUUGGUCUCAACCGAGCCCCUUCCCUCACUGACAAGGUCCAGAUGCCCUACACAGAGGCCACCAUCAUGGAGGUGCAGAGGCUGACCAUGGUGGUACCACUCUCCAUUCCUCACAUGACUUCAGAGAAAACAGUGCUCCAAGGGUACACCAUCCCCAAAGGCUCCAUGAUUGUGCCCAACCUGUGGUCAGUACAUAGAGACCCAGCCAUCUGGGAGAAACCAAAUGAGUUCUCCCCUGACCGAUUUCUGGACGAUCAAGGACAAGUUUGUAAAAAAGAAACCUUCAUCCCUUUUGGGAUCGGGAAGCGGGUGUGUAUGGGAGAGCAGCUGGCAAAGAUGGAAUUAUUCCUGAUGUUUGUGAGCCUAAUGCAGAGUUUCACAUUCACCUUACCAAAGGAUUCUAAGAAGCCUGUCCUCACAGGAAGAUUUGGCCUGACUUUAGCACCACAUCCAUUCAAUAUCAUCGCUUCAAAAAGAUGA
Elephantulus edwardii (Cape elephant shrew) is the source of this 1650-nucleotide messenger RNA. RefSeq names its product cytochrome P450 2U1-like. Bases 16 to 1650 code for a protein of 544 amino acids. The record is from RefSeq and is a predicted model, not a curated record. Gene Ontology annotation, cellular component: intracellular membrane-bounded organelle; cytoplasm. The transcript has 5 exons. Gene Ontology annotation, molecular function: iron ion binding; oxidoreductase activity, acting on paired donors, with incorporation or reduction of molecular oxygen, reduced flavin or flavoprotein as one donor, and incorporation of one atom of oxygen; heme binding. NCBI's taxonomy places the organism in Eukaryota, Metazoa, Chordata, Mammalia, Macroscelidea, Macroscelididae. Gene Ontology annotation, biological process: xenobiotic metabolic process.